This is a messenger RNA of Hevea brasiliensis (rubber tree), 1922 nucleotides long. Its product is annotated as protein ASPARTIC PROTEASE IN GUARD CELL 1. Lineage: Eukaryota; Viridiplantae; Streptophyta; Magnoliopsida; Malpighiales; Euphorbiaceae. The record is from RefSeq and is a predicted model, not a curated record. Gene Ontology annotation, biological process: proteolysis. The coding region runs from base 143 to 1636 and encodes 497 amino acids. Gene Ontology annotation, molecular function: aspartic-type endopeptidase activity. The transcript has a single exon.
AUUACUUUCCCAUUAACUCUGUCUCUCUCGAGCACUCCUAUCUAGAUAAAGCCAAUUCCACACUCCCUUACUUCCACAUCUUUUUUCUUCUUUUAAAGCUCACUACACCGUUUGUAAACCAGAGGAGAGAGUGAGAGAGAAAAUGGCAGCUCCCAACCUGUUCUUGUUCUUCACUGUUUUUCUUUCCUUUUCCUUCCAUCUCUUUCCCUUCACCCUCUCUCGUGACAUACCAGAGAUUACCGCUUCUCGCACUGUGACCACAAUCCUCGAUGUGUCGUCAUCUCUCCAACAGGCUUUGAGCAUCCUCUCUUUUGACCCACAAACCACAAACCCCUUCUCUCAGCAGCAGCAGACUGUUCCCUCAUUUGCCAAUUCUACAUUUUCAUUUUCGCUUCAGCUUCAAUCUCGUGAAACCAUCCAUAAAACCCAACACAAGGACUAUAAAAGCUUGGUCAUGUCUCGACUCGAUCGAGACUCUUCCCGAGUGAAAGCCAUCAUCACCAGGGUAGAACUCGCCCUCAAUGGUAUAUCCAAAUCUGAUCUCAAGCCCUUGGACGCUGAGAUCCAGCCCCAGGAUUUAUCAACUCCGGUUACUUCCGGCACCAGCCAUGGAAGUGGCGAGUAUUUCUCUCGGGUCGGAGUCGGGAACCCGGCAAAGUCCUACUACAUGGUUUUGGAUACUGGAAGUGAUGUGAACUGGCUUCAAUGCCAGCCCUGCUCCGAUUGCUACCAGCAAGCGGAUCCCAUCUUUAACCCAACGGCGUCGUCUAGCUACGCCCCAAUAUCUUGUAAUUCUGCGCAGUGCAACUCUCUUCAAAUGUCUAUGUGCCGGAGCGACCAGUGUCUUUACCAGGUCAAUUACGGCGAUGGAUCCUUCACCAUGGGCGACUUCGUCACCGAGACGUUGUCGUUUGGGAGCUCCGGGACCGUCAACAAAGUUGCUUUAGGCUGCGGUCAUGACAAUGAAGGAUUAUUUGUCGGCGCUGCUGGGCUGCUCGGACUGGGGGGUGGCCCUCUCUCACUCACAUCACAGCUCAAAGCGUCGUCGUUUUCUUAUUGUCUAGUGAAUCGUGACUCAACUGGAUCUUCCACUCUGGACUUUAACUCGGGCCUAGUCAGCGAUGCAGUCAUAGCUCCCUUAUUGAGAAGCAACAAAAUCGACACAUUUUACUAUGUUGGACUCACCGGGUUGAGUGUCGGCGGCCGGUUGCUUUCCAUUCCACAAUCCGUUUUCCAGAUGGACGACUCGGGUAACGGCGGGAUCAUCGUCGACUGCGGAACAGCAAUAACUCGGUUGCAGAGCCAGGCAUACAACUCACUGCGAGACGCGUUCGUGAGCAUGACACAAAACUUGAAACCCACUGGCGGUGUGGCUUUGUUCGAUACUUGUUAUGAUCUGUCAGGGCAAACCAGUGUCAAGGUACCUACGGUGUCGUUCCAUUUCUCAGAAGGAAAGUCGUGGAACUUACCGGCGGCGAAUUAUCUGAUCCCGGUGGACUCAGACGGCACAUACUGUUUCGCAUUUGCUCCAACGACGUCGUCUUUAUCGAUUAUAGGAAACGUGCAACAGCAGGGCACACGUGUGAGCUUUGACCUGGCUAAUAAUCGAGUCGGGUUCUCGAGCAAUAAGUGUUAAUAGUAGUGUUGGAUUGGUCAUUAAAAUGACCUUUUUAUCCCUGGUAAAGAAGGUGAUUGGCUAUAGUAGAAUUCUUAUUCUUAGAAUGAAUUAUAAAAGGAACGAAAAUGAAAGGUGGGCUUAAGUGAGGCCCAUCUAAAUAAAUUACAAGUAACUCUUGUGUGGUAGGGUCAUUAAAUUAAAUAUAAUUGUACUGGUGGAUGUUGAGCCGCAUAAUGGCAUGUAUAGUAAAUUAUUUGAAAAUGCAAGGAUAAUGAUGGUAUGAAGGUUGAUUAUGAGCUGUAAA